Molecule: messenger RNA, 939 nt
Organism: Paramecium tetraurelia
Lineage: Eukaryota; Ciliophora; Oligohymenophorea; Peniculida; Parameciidae
Exons: 2
Source: RefSeq, a predicted model, not a curated record
AUGAAUAUAGCAGAACAAAUUGUUUAGAGAAAGAAUGAAUUUAAUAAGUAAAUGGAAUAAAGAGAUAUCAUUUAAGAAAUGGAUGAUCAUCUCAAAAAUUUACAUGAAUCAGAUGAUGACAGGUCGUUUUAUUAAAUGUAAUAUGAUUAAAAAGAUAUUCAAAAACUAAUAACUCUCAUGUUAAAAUACUAUAGUAGACAAGAAGAUUAAACUUAUUAAACCAAAAAAUGCUUUUACUUUUACAUUUGGAGAUACUUUCAAAAUUAGGACAUUUUUGAAAAGAAUUGGGAAAUUGAAAGAAAGGAUCUCGAAAAAUAAAAACGCUAUCCAUAUAGAAAUAUGAAGAAAUAGCGUAAGAUUAUUGAAGAAUAGAUAUUCGAUUUGGAGAGAAAGGCUUUCUUCUAAAUUAGACAAAAACAAAUUUUGGUUCAAUUAUUCAAAAAUGCAGCUCGAAAAGAAAGAUUGAUCAAGACCCAUCGCAUUUCAUAGAUUUAUCAGGAAUACUGCCUCAAUGAAUUAUGCAAGCAAUUCGAAAUACAAUACAAAUUAGAAUACAUUUAAAUCAACUGUUACUUAAAUUUAAUAAAAUAAUGUUGUGUAUUAGAAGGAAAAUAAAUAAAAAUCAAGAUCGAAAUCGCCAAUAAGCACUAAUAAUUCCAAAGUGUCCUUGUCUACAAAAUCUCAGAAUUCCAGAAACAGAGCUGUUUUCAGAAUCCUUAUUUACCUACAGAAAUUUCUAUAUUUUUCUAUAAAUGGAUUAAAAUAAUUAUGUAUGUAAGACAACUUGAACAGAUUGAAGAGAUCAACUCGAUAAAUGUAAUAUUAAAUUAAUAAGUUUUCAAAGAAAGCGUAUUAAGAACACAAAUUUAAUUAGUUAAAUCAGAGAUAGAUUCAAAAACAUAUCUUGCAUAAGAAUUACUCAAUCAAUUAUUAAAAUGA